Messenger RNA from Cornus florida, 468 nucleotides. RefSeq lists its product as uncharacterized. Gene Ontology annotation, molecular function: ubiquitin protein ligase activity. Lineage: Eukaryota; Viridiplantae; Streptophyta; Magnoliopsida; Cornales; Cornaceae. Bases 1 to 468 code for a protein of 155 amino acids. Gene Ontology annotation, biological process: protein ubiquitination. Gene Ontology annotation, cellular component: cytoplasm. The transcript has a single exon. The record is from RefSeq and is a predicted model, not a curated record.
AUGGAAGAAAUUGAUAUAGCAAGAAAUUGGGCUGAUAUUAUCAACGGACUGGAACACUCCGGCGACAGCGAAAGCCCUGGCAACGGACAUGUUCGUUGGCAGAACUCGGGGCCAAAGCUAUCUAACGAGCAACUACAACUGGUAAGCUUGGAGCGCAAGAAAUUUGAGUUGGCCAUGUCGCGAGCCAAGGCGACGGGUCGAGACUUCAAUGAGGUGUUGACAGAGAUCGAGGAUAAAGUUUCAGUUCAACUAGCGAGAAUUUUGGCGGAAACCAUCGAUCCGGUGCUGGAGAGGUUGACGCAAGUGGCGUUGGAGGAAGAAGGGCACAUUUGCGGGGUGUGUCAGGAUGAGAUGGAGGUCAGGAAAGAAGCCAGUGCUAUGGGCUGCAUGCACCAGUUCCAUGGACCCUGUAUUUACAAGUGGCUUAAACACGCCAAUGCUUGUCCACUUUGCAGGUACACAAUGUAA